Melampsora larici-populina 98AG31 is the source of this 933-nucleotide messenger RNA. Its product is annotated as family 18 glycoside hydrolase. Gene Ontology annotation, biological process: chitin catabolic process; carbohydrate metabolic process. The record is from RefSeq and is a predicted model, not a curated record. Gene Ontology annotation, molecular function: chitin binding; chitinase activity. NCBI's taxonomy places the organism in Eukaryota, Fungi, Basidiomycota, Pucciniomycetes, Pucciniales, Melampsoraceae. The annotation marks the transcript as partial. Gene Ontology annotation, cellular component: extracellular region. The transcript is spliced from 4 exons.
UACGCAUUCGCAAAGGUUACUCCAAAUGGAGAGGUCUCGCUCUCUGAUCCAUGGGGAGACAUUGAAAAACCGUUCGAACCUUCACUUGGAACACCUGAAUCUGACCCCGGUUUCAAGGGUAAUCUAGGAGAAAUCGCGAUCAUGAAACACCGCAAUCCCAAAUUAAGGUGUCAACUUUCCAUAGGCGGAGCAGGCGAUGAAAUUACACGAAAUUUUCAACAAAUCGUCAAGUCCGAACAGUCUAUGCGACAAUUUGCUGGUGAUUGUGUCGAGCUUUGUCGAAAAUAUGGCUUUGACGGGAUAGAUGUGGACUAUGAGCAUCCUGAGAAUGCCAGCGAGGGCCGAGGUCUCUUAGAGCUACUCCGUCACAUCCGAGGCUGUUUAGAUCAUUUUGGUCAGCAGAUCAAUCGGCCAGAAAGAUACCUUCUCACAGUGGCUACGAGCAUGGGUGAAUGGUCAGCGACUCAUCUCCCAUUGCACGAGAUGAAUCAAGUGAUCGACCGGAUUUAUCUGAUGACAUACGAUGCCUCAGGAAGCUGGGACAAGACUCUGAAUCAUCAUGCGCCACUGCAUGGUCCUCCGCAUGCACUCUCGGCAAAUAAGACGGUUCAUUUUUACCACUCACGCGGCAUUCCACUCCACAAACUUAUCUUUGGUGCCCCACUCUACUCGCGGUCUUUCAUAACCAAGGGUGGAAGGUGUGGCGAGCAGUAUGAGCGCGUGAGUGGUCCUGCCGAGGGUGCGAGUGGAGAGGGUACCCAUAUGUAUAAUGUCCUUCCUAAGCCCGGGGCGACUGAGUACCAUGAUCCUGAACUUGGGGUGGCCUACAGCUUUGAUGGGCAAGAAUGGUGCUCCUAUGACACCCCCACCAGUAUGCGAUGGAAGAUUGCAUUUGUUAAAGAACGUGGUCUGGGCGGAGUGUUUUUCUGGGAU